Messenger RNA from Chenopodium quinoa (quinoa), 825 nucleotides. RefSeq names its product protein FAR1-RELATED SEQUENCE 2-like. The record is from RefSeq and is a predicted model, not a curated record. Bases 1 to 825 code for a protein of 274 amino acids. The transcript has a single exon. Lineage: Eukaryota; Viridiplantae; Streptophyta; Magnoliopsida; Caryophyllales; Amaranthaceae. Gene Ontology annotation, molecular function: zinc ion binding.
AUGCUGAUUGAGAGGCAUAGUUCAGAGGUAUACACCGUUUCUGCUUUUUAUGAUUUUCAAGAUGAAGUUCAUAGUGCUUUUUAUUCUUGUGGUGUGGAUAAAUUGAGGAAGGAAAAUGGAAUGGAUAUAGCAGUAAUUAUUGAGGCUAAUAGGAGAAGAAAAAUUAAUGUUAUAUUUGAGUCUGUUAAUUAUGAAACUACAUGCUCAUGUAAAAAGUUCUAUAGGAUAGGAAUCCCAUGUAGACAUAUGAUAUGGAUGUGGAAAGCAAAGAAUUUAAAAAGCAUUCCAAAGCAAUAUAUAUUAGAUCGGUGGACAAUAACUACUACUCAGAAACCAAUGUUAGAGAAAAGUUGUACAGAUAUGGAUGGUGAUAGGAGGGUGGUAUUGAAUCAAAUGUGGUCUGAGAUACUUUCUUGUGUGAGUUGGGUAAAAGGUCAUGAGCAAGAUUGUAUUAAGAAUAUUCGAGAGUUUAAAAAUAAAAUUCAAGGCAUAAAGAGUGUUACUGCAGUUGAAAGUGAGAAUGCAAGACCAAAUGAACAUGACAUUGAAAUGUUAAUUGGAUGUAGUAUGCCUGAUGAAAUACUGGUUCAGCCUCCUAAAGUGUCGAAGAAUAAAGGCAUAGGUGUUCAUGAUGGCAGUGGAAUCAGUGGGUCUAAACGAUUAAAGGGCGCUAAGGAGAAAGCAGUUGAACAAUGUAAUAAGAAGAAGAAUAGGAAAUGUAGUGGUUGUGGGGAUAUUGCAUAUCAUGAUAUUCGGAAUUGUCCUUAUAAAACUGUUCAAAAUUGCGCGUGCGAAAUACUAGUUUGUUCUAUUGUUCCGUGUUAG